AUCCCAUCUUGUGACAUAGAUCAUAACCACAAUGAGUACUACCAAAUCAGAAGAAUCUAUAACUGCGGUAGAUUACAUACAUAACCAAGAAGAACUUGAAAAAGAAGCUAGACAAUUGAUGCCAUUUGAGCCAGAUGAGUGUACAUAUAUUAAAGGAGAAUUAAGACAACCAGUAUUUGCAUGUCUAACAUGUUCUAAACAAAAUAAUAAUACCCCAAUUGGAAUAUGUUAUUCAUGUUCAAUUCAAUGUCAUUCUACUCAUGAACUUGUGGAAUUAUUUAGUAAACGAAACUUUGUAUGUGAUUGUGGAACUGAAAGAAUGAAAAAUACUGUCAAUGGAGCUUGUAAAUUAAGAUCAAGUAUAACAAAUGAAAAACCUCGUAGUAGAUCUUCAUCAGGAGUAUUUAAAAGAUCACUUGAACUUCCUGCUGAUGAUAUACCGGCUCUGUCUAAUGAAUAUAAUCAAAAUUAUCAAGGAUUAUUUUGUUCAUGUAAAAAGACUUAUAAUCCAUUAGAAGAAUCAGGUAAUAUGAUUCAAUGUUAUUUUGGAUUUGUUUGUGGUGAAGAAUGGUAUCAUGAAGAAUGUAUUUUAGGGUAUAAGGCAGGAACUUUUAAAUCCCAGACAUCAAAAAAUCAUGGAAUUAAUAUAUUAGAUAAAUUACCUCCACCAGCAGAAGAUGCAGAAACAGAGCAAUCAUUUACUGAAGAUAAUUCAAGUGAUGAUGUUAAAGUUCCAUAUUUCCCUAAUCUUGAAACAUUUGAUCUGUUUAUAUGUUGGAAAUGUGUAUCUAAGUUCGAUUCAGUAUUCAAAGAGUUGGUUACUGAUAAAGAUAUAGUAAUAGCUAUACGUCCUCAUUUCGAUCAUAUACUUAAUGUAGAUGAAUGGAAGAGAAAGUAUCAACAAUUCGAACUUGAACAUUCUAAACAGGAUAAUGAAACUUCUAGUAAGAGAAUUAAAUUAGAAGAUAAAGUUGAACAUCAUACUCGAGAAGAUAUUCCUUAUUCAGUAUUUUUAAAUUUUGAAUUUCGAACUAAAUUAAACCAAUUAAUGGAAAUCCUUAAUCCAGAUACUAAAGUAUAUCAAUUUUUAAUUAAUAAUGAUUAUUUAUAUAAGGAUGAUCCCGUAUAUGAACCUCCAGAAGAAGUUAGUGAUGAUGAAGGUUCAUCUACUACUGGUUCAUUAUUAGAUUUAGGUUCAGAAGCAUUACUGUCAUUACCUCGAGAACAAGCAAUUGAAGGAUUACAAGCUUAUGAUAAAAUUCGAUCUAAAUUAAGAGAUUUCUUUAAACCAUUUGCCGAACAAGGUAAAAUAGUUACCGAAGAAGAAGUUCGAGAUUUUUUUGCAAAAGUUAAAGAAGAAUAAGAAAUAAUAAAUAAGAAUCAUUAAGUAAGUAAUUUAUUAUCAA
Scheffersomyces amazonensis is the source of this 1406-nucleotide messenger RNA. RefSeq lists its product as uncharacterized. The record is from RefSeq and is a predicted model, not a curated record. Gene Ontology annotation, molecular function: ubiquitin protein ligase activity; zinc ion binding. Lineage: Eukaryota; Fungi; Ascomycota; Pichiomycetes; Serinales; Debaryomycetaceae. Bases 32 to 1363 code for a protein of 443 amino acids. The transcript has a single exon. Gene Ontology annotation, cellular component: cytoplasm.